AUGAGUCAUAUCCUGAUAAAAGAUGGCCACAACAAAGUUCCCUAUAGAUUGGAAGAACCUUUAUCUGAGGAGGCCAGAUUAGUUUUCAAAAAAGCAGCGCAGUUAUGGAUGGACGACACAUGCAUUGACCUAAUAGAAGAAGAUGACGAAGAGGUCGGAGAUAUCCUAAUUGUGUUCAAUGGAUCCAGCUGCUGGUCGCAAGAUGGUAGACAGGGAGGUCUCCAAUUCACAUCAUUCCACCGUGACUGUGCAACGAUCGGAGGUGCUUCUAACCUAUUGGGUCAUACCCUUGGGCUCGACAAUGCGUAUUCGAUGCACGAUCGAGUUCUACUCCUCACGGCUGAAGAAGAAGAUAGCAAUGUAUAA
Molecule: messenger RNA, 366 nt
Organism: Ostertagia ostertagi
Lineage: Eukaryota; Metazoa; Nematoda; Chromadorea; Rhabditida; Trichostrongylidae
Source: the annotation of a GenBank genome assembly